GCGCAGGGGUGGGGUUCAGCUGUCACAAACGACUCCUCCAGCCUCCCAAACAGUCCAGCGAGCGGAAAAAAAACCUCGGCGGGCUUUUCAAGGAUGAGAGACUGAGGCGCCGUAUCUCUCUCGACAGAGACCCCCAGAGGAAUGGAUCAUCCCGAGCUUGCAGAGGUCAUCCCCGAGCACGAGCCGGAAAGCGAGAGUGAACCGGGCAGCCUGUCUGUCCUGGAGCAGUUGGGUUUGGACCAAAGCUCCGACUUCUCCGACACGUGCGUCCAGCAGCGGCUCGAUGAGCAGAAGGACAGGAUUCGGCGCGAGAUCCGGAAGGAGCUCAAGAUUAAAGAAGGAGCGGAGAACCUCCGACGAGCCACCACAGACAGGAGGAACUUACAGAAUGUGGACAACAUGCUGAAGAACUCGAACCGCCGGCUCGAUGAGCUGCACUCGCAGCUCCAGGACCUCGACGCACACAUUGUGGUCAAGGAUCCAGAGGAACUCACAGACACCCCUCAGUCUCCGGGCACCACGAGCCGCUCGACGGCCAACAAGAGCCGCAUUGCGGCGCUGGACAAACAGCUGAACAUCGAGCUGAAAGUGAAACAGGGAGCCGAGAACAUGAUCCAGAUGUACUCCAACGGCACCACCAAGGACCGUAAGCUGCUGCAGACCGCCCAGCAGAUGCUUCAGGACAGCAAGACCAAAAUCGACAUCAUACGCAUGCAGAUCCGCAAAGCCGUUCAGGCAGAUGAGGUGCAGCUGGACAUUGAAGAAGGACACGGGAAACCAGACCUCAGCAUUUUGGAGCUGCGCAUUGAGGAGCUACGGCACCACUACAGGGUGGAGCACGCCGUGUCUGAGGGCGCCAAGAAUGUCCUGCGGCUACUGGGCUCCAGCAAGACUACGGACAAGAAAGCCAUCCUGGAGGCCCAAACAAAGCUGAGCGAGUCAAGUCAGAGGCUGGACCUUCUCAAACACUCCCUGGAGCAGAGGCUCAACGACCUGCCAGAGGACCAUCCCAAAGGCUGCUUGAUCAAAGAGGAGCUGGUGCUGGCCACUUCACCAGCCUUCAGCUCCCGCCACAGCGCCCCCUAUUUGCACAACCAGUACAACACUCUCAGCAAGCCCUCACCUCUGACAGGCACCUUGCAGGUCCGCCUGUUGGGCUGCAGCGAUUUGCUCGAAGUGGUGCCCGGGAGAUCACGAGGCUCUGGCGUCAGCCUUCCAAGCUACAGCCCUGGGGACAGCCGUACAUCCUUCAUGGGCCGGCCGGGCAAGGGGCUGUACAGCCGGAGUGGCAGCGUCAGCGGGAGAAACCCGCUUAAGAUGGACGAGCUGAGCAGUGAGGUGAGUGCCGUCUUGAAGCUGGAGAACACUGUGGUUGGACAAACAGCCUGGAAGACUGUCGGACCGCAGGUUUGGGACCAGACGUUUACCGUGGAGCUCGAGAGGUCACGCGAGCUGGAGAUUUCAAUUUACUGGAAGGACUACCGCUCGCUGUGCGCCUUAAAGUACCUAAAGCUGGAGGACUUCCUGGACAACCAGAGGCAUGAAAUCCACCUGGACCUGGAGCCGCAGGGGGUGCUGCUGGCAGAGGUGACGUUCUUCAACCCCGUUAUCGAGAGGAUACCAAAGCUUCAGAGACAAAAGAAGAUUUUCUCCAAACAACAAGGGAAGGCUUUUCUUCGAGCCCGGCAGAUGAACAUCGACAUCGCUACCUGGGUGCGAUAUUACGGGGCCAUUCCCACCAGCAGCUCCACCGGCACCUACAGCCCCUCGGCUCAGAUAUACGGGACAAGUAGUGAUGGAAUCCGGCAAGUUUCGUCUCUCAGCUCUGGUGACAUUUCAGUGGAGAAACUGAACCUCGAUGCCGACUCUGCACCACCCAAGAAGAGAUCGGAAUCGGGAAGUUCCCGUGGAGAAGACACUCCCGAGCGGUCCCCGACGAGUGAGAAAGUGACUGUGACUGAACCUACGUCACCGGCGGAGCCCACCCGGAGUCGGACUUCUAAGGCCUCCUCUGAGGGUCCUAGGCAGAAGAAGACCCCCCUGACCCUGCAGGACUUCAGGUUUAUCGCAGUGCUGGGACGAGGACACUUUGGCAAAGUCUUGUUGUCAGAAUACCGAAAAAAUGGAGAACUGUACGCCAUUAAAGCUCUGAAGAAAGGUGACAUUGUGGCUCGGGAUGAAGUUGAAAGCCUGAUGUGUGAGAAGCGCAUCUUCGAGACUGUGAACAGCUCCAAGCACCCCUUCCUGGUAAACUUGUUUGCCUGCUUCCAGACCCCUGAGCACGUCUGCUUUGUGAUGGAGUACACGGCAGGAGGAGACCUCAUGAUGCACAUCCACGCCGAUGUGUUCACUGAGCCCCGAGCUGUGUUCUACUCGGCUUGCGUUGUCCUCGGACUGCAGUUUCUUCACGACCACAAGAUUGUGUACAGAGACCUCAAGCUGGACAACCUGCUGCUGGACACUGAAGGAUACGUCAAGAUAGCGGAUUUUGGCCUCUGUAAAGAAGGAAUGGGUUAUGGAGAUCGGACAAGCACUUUCUGCGGUACCCCUGAAUUCCUGGCCCCCGAAGUGCUGACAGACACCUCCUACACCCGUGCCGUGGACUGGUGGGGUUUAGGGGUCCUCAUUUACGAGAUGCUGGUGGGAGAGUCUCCAUUUCCAGGAGAUGACGAGGAGGAAGUGUUUGACAGCAUUGUCAACGACGAAGUGCGAUAUCCACGCUUUCUGUCAACGGAAGCCAUUGGGAUCAUGCGAAGGCUGCUGAGAAGAAACCCUGAACGCCGUCUUGGCUCGACAGAACGAGAUGCCGAAGACGUUAAGAGGCAGUCUUUCUUUAGGACCAUAGACUGGGAGGGACUGCUGACUAAGAAGAUGAAGCCCCCGUUUAUCCCGGCAAUCAAGUCUCGUGACGACGUCAGCAAUUUCGAUGAGGAGUUCACCUCGGAGAUGCCCCUCCUGACUCCCCCGCGGGAACCUCGCACACUCACCAAAAAGGAGCAGAACAGUUUCAAGGACUUCGACUACGUCUCCGACCUGUGUUAGCACUUGUGGGCUCUCGGGGGGUUUGCCACCGUUGGGAUUUGACAUCCCAGUAGAAACAUUCAGCCUGCCGCCCCGAAAGCCCGGACUGCAUGGAGGCGAAAAAAGAAACCCAACGAAACGGAGCUGGCGUGGGAGGCAAAUAUGAGGCAAGGCAAUGGAUAGACGCAGGACAGAUUUGAUUUUUUUUUGUUUUUUCUGCCUUUUUAAAAUUUUUAUUACAAGAGAGUUUUUAGUCGAUUUUUGCUUUCAUUUUACCUGCCUACCUACCUACAGUACUGACUGACUGACCUACGUUACGAUUUGGCGUUGAGCACCCUCGGGCUCUUUUGGAGCUCUUGUGGGUUUCGAACUCGCGUUGCAGGAGGAACUGUCUGUCAAUAAAAUGGGUUUAUUAUUAUUAAUA
Molecule: messenger RNA, 3445 nt
Organism: Polypterus senegalus (gray bichir)
Lineage: Eukaryota; Metazoa; Chordata; Cladistia; Polypteriformes; Polypteridae
Gene: pkn1a
Product: protein kinase N1a
Biological process (GO): signal transduction; protein phosphorylation
Molecular function (GO): protein serine/threonine kinase activity; small GTPase binding; ATP binding
Source: RefSeq, a predicted model, not a curated record